UCUAUUAAAAUCCUGAACUUGAAAACAUCAUCAAGGUUAAAAAACACGUUCAAGUCAAAAUGACCUGUGCCACCUGCGUCAAUUUGUGCAAGAUCUUUGAAAACUUCCAUCACUCACAAUCUCAACAACGCAAAGGUUAACGGUGUUUUUCCAAAUCACAGCAGAGCUGACAGUUAACAGUUUACCGUUAAUUUUUAAUCAAGAUUUUAAAUUAAAUUCGUGAUCAACUUGAUUGCAUUAUUUUAAACGAUGGCGAGUUUGGCAUCACUUCGACGACUCCUCCUUGAAAAACAGUUUUACACGAGCCAAAAAAAAAUGCCAAAAUUUCAUUGUUUCAAUUACUCGGAUGAAAAAAGUCCUCCGCAGACAAAAAAAUCGAAAAAGGUGGAAAGAAAUUUGAAAACGACGACUUCUUCCUUGGAUGAAAUCGAGGAACCGACGAACUGCUGCAUGUCCGGCUGCGCAAAUUGCGUCUGGUUACAGUAUGCUGAAAAAGUCUCGCAAAUAAUGACUGAAAAUGACAAGGAUGUUCAGAAAAUUAUUUUGGAAAAAAUCCAAGAUCCAAAUAUGAGAGCUUUUCUCCAAAUGGAACUACGAUGUCGAAAUCUAAUAAAAAAAUAAAUAGGAAAUUCAAAGCUGUUGAAAAAAACAGCUUUUUAGAAAUGAAAUAACAAUGUUGUAUGUACAUUUGUAAAUUUGUAUAUUUUUUCAUAGUAGAUGACUAUACAAUUUUAAUAAUAUAUGAGUGUAUAUUAAUUA
Molecule: messenger RNA, 759 nt
Organism: Belonocnema kinseyi
Lineage: Eukaryota; Metazoa; Arthropoda; Insecta; Hymenoptera; Cynipidae
Exons: 2
Coding region: 250-621 (123 amino acids)
Cellular component (GO): mitochondrion
Source: RefSeq, a predicted model, not a curated record